AAAAAAUUCUCGCUUUGGUAUCAUCGAUAUACCGCACUGGCUUCUUCUCCUCACGCGGAUUCCAUCAAUAGACACGCAGUUCACGCACUCACUACACUGUUUUACACCAUACCAACAAACCCUCACUGUUCUGAAGAUACUAAUAUUCUUCCCUCUGUUCGUUUUCCAGUCUUCUCUGAGUGCAGUGAUAACAAUGGCAUCGUCGUUUCGACCAGCUACGGCAGCGUGCGUGACGGAGAAUAGACAGAAAUCCAAUUAUUCACCAGUUUGCCGUUGCCAUUUAUUCCAUGGAUCACGCCCUAAUAAGGUCUCAUUUCGGCUCUCUUCCAAGCCCAAGCUCCGGUUUUCCUCCAAGGGUUUGCAGUCUGAUUGGAAGUGUUUCUGUUUGGUGAGAGCUAAAUUAAAUGAGGUUGCUGUCAAUGGAAACUCAAAUGCUGCAGCAAGUACUCCUGCGAAAGCAGAAGUAUCACCAGAAGCCAAAGAUGCCAAUCCAUCAACUGACCCUCCCGCUUUGGCCUCAGAAGAAUCGAUAUCCGAGUUUAUUACUCAAGUUGCUAGUCUUGUAAAGCUAGUAGAUUCUAAGGAUAUUGUGGAACUCCAAACAAAACAGCUUGACUGUGAACUUUAUAUAUGUAAAAAGGAGGCGUUGCCUCCACCUCCUACGUCUGCUACAAUGAUGCAAUCACACUCUCAGUCUGCUGUACUGCCGUCACUCCCUGCACCUUCUCCAGCACCAAUUCCAGCAUCCUCUCCUGCACCAACCCCAGGCCGUUCUGCACCUGAAGUGAAGAAAUCAAGUUCAUUUCUUUCCCCACUUAAAUGCCCCAUGGCAGGCACAUUCUACAGAAGUCCGGCACCUGGUGAACCACCAUUCAUGAAGGUUGGGGACAAAGUGCAGAAAGGACAAGUUGUGUGCAUCAUCGAGGCCAUGAAAUUGAUGAAUGAAAUCGAAGCUGAUCAGUCGGGAACAAUUGUGGAGAUAUUUGUAGAAGAUGGCAAGCCUGUCAGUGUUGACACUCCUCUGUUUUUGAUUGAACCAUAGAGCGGGCAGAGUUAAAAGCGCAGUACUAGGGAAUAAGAUGUUCAGUCUUAUAAUUAAGGGGGCAGUACUAAGGAAUAAGAUGGCCAGUCUUAUAAUUAAGGGGGGUCGCGGCAUGCUUUUUAAUCCCAGGGGACGUGUUCUGCUGGGAAUGAGAUUAUAGUUAAAAUUGGAAAUGAAGGUCUCCAAUAAAUUCCUUUCUUUACUUGUAUUAGAAUUUGUUGAAAUAUUUCUUUUGCUACAAUGUAUACUAAUUCAUUUCAUUAAGUUGGAUAGAGUUUUGGAAUGCAGAGGAAAAA
Olea europaea var. sylvestris is the source of this 1338-nucleotide messenger RNA. RefSeq names its product biotin carboxyl carrier protein of acetyl-CoA carboxylase 1, chloroplastic-like. Lineage: Eukaryota; Viridiplantae; Streptophyta; Magnoliopsida; Lamiales; Oleaceae. The record is from RefSeq and is a predicted model, not a curated record. Gene Ontology annotation, biological process: fatty acid biosynthetic process. Gene Ontology annotation, cellular component: acetyl-CoA carboxylase complex. The transcript is spliced from 7 exons. Gene Ontology annotation, molecular function: acetyl-CoA carboxylase activity. The coding region runs from base 194 to 1042 and encodes 282 amino acids.